CGUUGCUGAAACUGAAAGAAAAUAAGUGACGGCCACGAACCCGCUUGAGCCGGCUGGCGGUUACCCCUUUCACCAAUCCAACGUCUUCGGAUCCCGGACGCCACGGAUUCGUAUUUGAUCCACGGAUAGUCCCCCAAACACUCAAUUUGUCAAAUCCCUUUCACUUCUUUUAAACAUUCACUUUCCAAAGCAAUUCAAAUCUCAGAACAAGAAUCCGAUUCUCGCAUUGCAAUUUCUCCACCCAUAGUUUUCCCAUUUCAGGAAUAAUCGAAUCCAACGCAACCCACUUUUUGAUUUUCGAUUUUGAUCCUCACCAUUUCUGCAGCCUCACUCAGAUCGAACCGCACCAGCAACUUUCAUUGGGAAGAAGAUGGAGGGCACUGUGUUUGCUCCCGCUUUGGAAGGAUUCAAGGCUGUCAAGUCCGACCAAGGAGAGAUUCUGACCAAGCCUUUCUUGGAUGUCUGCAAGCAGAUUUUACCUGUUAUAGAUAAGUUUGGAGCUGCUAUGACCCUUGUUAAAUCAGACAUCGGAGGUAACAUAACGAGAUUGGAAUCUAAAUAUGAAUCCAAUCCUGCCGCAUUCAACCUCUUGUACAGUUUGGUACAAGUUGAGAUAGAAGCGAAAACAGCAAAAGCGUCAUCCAGCUGCACCAAUGGUCUUCUUUGGUUGACAAGAGCAAUGGAUUUCUUGGUAGAGCUGUUCCGGAACUUACUGGAGCAUCAAGAUUGGGCAAUGUCAGAGGCUUGUACAGAUUCCUAUGGCAAGACCCUGAAAAAAUGGCAUGGAUGGAUUGCUAGUUCAACUUUCAGUAUUGCCAUGAAGCUUGCUCCUGACAGAAAGAAGUUCAUGGAGGUGAUAGGAGGCAACAGCGAUGUCAUGGGUGAUAUAGAGAAAUUCUGUGAUGCCUUUACGCCUCUUCUUCAAGAGAAUCACAAGUUUUUGGUUGACAUGAGAGAUCGGAUGAAACUAAAGAAUAACCCUCUGAUGGAUGAUGCAGGUAGUGGUGUCCCCUUUCCCGAAAUCCUUUCCUACCGUAUGGAUUUCUUUUCUAUAAAGAAUCGAACACUUGACUUAUCUUCGCCUUCCUACGUUCUCUCACCAUUUGGGCUAGCCCGUAAAUGAGACAUGAGCUAGUUCGUAAAAGGGCAUUGACAACGCCUUCCCGUACUCUUAUAGGUUGUAUAGACAUGUUACACUUAGAUUUGUACAAACUUUACUAACCACGUUGUGCGCUAGACCUAAUAGAGUAGAAUCCACUUAUACUAGAUGAAAUUUCUCCUUCACAGGUAUUACAACCCUAUUUUAUUUUC
This is a messenger RNA of Malus domestica (apple), 1311 nucleotides long. RefSeq names its product glycolipid transfer protein 1. Lineage: Eukaryota; Viridiplantae; Streptophyta; Magnoliopsida; Rosales; Rosaceae. Gene Ontology annotation, molecular function: ceramide 1-phosphate transfer activity; ceramide 1-phosphate binding. Gene Ontology annotation, cellular component: cytoplasm; membrane; cytosol. The record is from RefSeq and is a predicted model, not a curated record. Gene Ontology annotation, biological process: ceramide transport; intermembrane lipid transfer.